Molecule: messenger RNA, 1052 nt
Organism: Pseudo-nitzschia multistriata
Lineage: Eukaryota; Bacillariophyta; Bacillariophyceae; Bacillariales; Bacillariaceae
Source: the annotation of a GenBank genome assembly
ACACCAAACCCCAUUCCGACCCUCGACACGAUGAGCGACACCCGAACGGAACACGUCUGGGUCCUGUACGGAUCCCAAACCGGGAAUUCGGAGCAGGCGGCGGAAGACUUUUCCAAGGAGAUCGUCGAAACCUUCGACUCCUCCUAUUUCGAGGACCUCGGGCUCGAACCGGUCCGGGUCGAAACCACCUGCCUGCAGCUCGACGACUUCUUGGAGUACAGGCACGCCGCCUUUUCCAAGACCAUGGUCAUCUUCGUCAGCAGCUACGGGGUGGGCCAGGCGCCGCUCGGAUCCCCCAAGUUCCGAUCCUUUGCGGAAGAGMUCCUCGCGCUCGCCGACGGAGGAGCCGAGGGAGCGGGGUCGCUUCUCAAGGGUCUCACCUACGCCAUCUGCGGACUCGGUACGUUGCGAUUGCGCUGGGGGAAGACGAAUGCGGAUUCGAUCGGUUCGUUUCCGCCCGUCCGACAGCUAGUUUGUUAGUUAUUUGGUUUGUUCGUUCUCUCUCACAACCGMGUUUGCCUUGUUUCGGUUUGUUUUUCGUCGUUGUGUUUCGUUAUGUCUCGCCGUUGCAACGAGGACAGGCGAUUCCGGAUACACGACGUACCUGGUCAAUCCGACCACCAUCAACAAGGCCCUGGCCGCCGCGGGUGCCACKCGGAUCGGUGAAAUGGGAAAGGCCGACGCCAAACAGAUCGGGGAGGACUCCCAGGCAAACGUCAUUGCAAGGUGGAAGAAGGAACUCCUGGUUCCGCUCGCAAGGUCCCUGGCAGCGGCGGCGGACGAUGCCAGCGAGGAGUCGGCAGACACCGUGAAACAGAUGCAGGCCUGCAGCAUCCCCAUUGUGAUGAAAAUCGAUCCGGACUACACGCCUCCGAAGGAAUUCGGGGGCAGGUCCGGUGGGGCGAUACCCAUGAAUCUUUUCMUUGUGGCCGUCAUCGUAGCCGUGAUCGCAGCUCUAUUUGUUACCGGCAAGAUCGAAGCGCCCUAGAACUAGUGAAACACCAAAUCGAAAUGCUGUAAAAUGUUUUCCAAAAUACAACACAUUUAUACAC